AUGAAUUCAAGAUUCUAUAGUAUUAUUUUUUAUACAAUAUAUUUGAUUUCGUUCUUAUUGGUUAUUUAUUCAUUGAAUAAAUAUGAAAGGCAAAAAGUAUCUUCAAAAAGAAUAAAAAAUAUCUAUCAAUUUAUUGAAGAUAAUUAUCAAAAAAGACAAAACAUAGAUAAAUUAAAAAAUGGAAAAAAGGAAAUAAAUGAUUCUAGUUUGAGCAUAAAUUUAUAUAUUGUUUCUGCGUGUAGCAAAGAAAAUUCUGAUAUAUUUGGAGAAAAGUUAAAGGCUUUUAUUGAACAAAAAUAUACCACUUACUAUAAAGAAAAAGAAACAUCAUAUAAAUUAUUUAAUAAAAAAAAUAUUUUUUAUGUUAAUUUACAUUUAAUUAGUAAAAAAAUUAUGGAAAAUGAUAACAGAAAAAAAUAUUCUGAUAUAUGUAAAAAACUGCAUUCAAAAAAUGAACCUCAUGUUUUCAUUGGUAAUUAUUAUUAUGUAUAUGUAAAUAAUAAUUCAAAACAAGAAGAAAAUUUAUCCUUUAUAUUAUCAACAACAAAUAUAAUAGAAAUUUAUUAUAGCAAAGGACAAGGAAUUAAAAAUAACAGUUAUGAAGAAUACAUAAAUGAGUCUUGGAAUAUUAUAAAAAAUACUUUUUUAUUCAAAACAAUGAAUCGAAUGUUAGAAUUUACUCCCGAACUUGAUUUAAAUUUUUAUUUAGCUAGUAGUCUAUAUAAUGAAAAAAAUUAUAAAAUAGAGGAGCAUUCACUAGUCAAAGGAGAAAAUGAAAAAAAAAAUGUAAAUAUAAGUGAUAGUAAAAGAGUAAGUGGAAAUGAAAACAAAGUUAAAGAUGAUAAUGAAGAUAAUAAAACAAAUAAUAUUCAUGAUGAUAUGCAUAUUAAAAAAAAUAAUGAAAACUUAAAAAUUCCUGUUUCUAUUGCCACUUGGAAUUUUUAUGAUGAUUUUUAUUAUCCUUAUAUGAGAAAUUUUAUAGAAAGAUUAUUAAAUGUAUUUCAAAUAAAUAUUUAUCCUCAAAUAAUAGGUAACAUAAAUUUGUUUAAAAUAUCCGAAAAAGCUGAUGUGUAUAUAAAAGAAAAACAAGUAAAUCUACGAAAUAACACUAGAUUAAUAUUGUUAGAUAAAGUAACUAAGUUUACAAAUAUAUUUGAUGAUGUAUCAUUUGAUAAUAUUUUAAAAAAACCUACGUAUGAAAUUCCCAAAAAUAUAAAUUUAAUAGUUAUUUUUCCUAAUGAAGAAGAAAUUUUUUUUUAUAAUAAUUUAAAUGAAAAAAUAGAAACAGCAGUUUCUUUUAUAGAAUGGGGUAUAAUACAUAUAAAUAAUUCAUUCACACGUUUGAAAAAAUUUGAAAAAAAAGAGAAAAAAGUUAUAAAUGUUUCAGCAGAAGCUCAUGCUAUUAGUGGAAUAUUUGUUUCUCACUUAAGAAGAUUUUUAGGUUUAUGUGCAAACUUCAGUGAUUGUAUUUUUAAUAUUUUUGAUACUGAUGAAUAUCAAAUAAAAUAUUUAAGUACAAUAUCCAGAGAUAGUGAUAGUUCUAUUUCUUAUUCAAUUACUACGAAGAAUAACUUAGUUUUUUCAUUUAUUUAUUAUAUUCCAAUAAAAAAUAGUAUAUCUGAUUAUGAGACAUUAACAUUAAUUCGUGAAGCAUAUGAAUAUCAUAUAAUGGAAUCACUAAAAAAUGUAAACAAAUUUUUAUCUAUAUCAAAUAUAAGUAUAUAUAUGAAGGUCCCCUUAUAUACACUUAAUGUUUUUAACAACAUUUUAAACAAUAUUGAAUGUAGUUUAAGAUAUAUGGAAGGACAAACUUGUAAAUUUAUUCAUAUAAAUGAGAUAGUAGAAAAAAAAUUUGGGCAUUAUUUAAAAAAUAAUAAUUAUUAUAAAAAAGAAAUAUACUUAAAGAUUGCUUUAAUUUUGGCACAAUCUGCAUAUCAAGAUUCUUUACAAUUAUUAAAUGAUGAUAAAUUCCAUAUAUAUGACAUUCUAUCUAAAGAUUUUUUAUUAGCUACUAUGCUACCAAUAGUUUUUCCUUUUGUUUUUCCAGUUGCAUUUGCACUAUUCAAAGAAUUUUUUAAAAAUAUUAAAAUAAGAAAAGUAAAAAUGGAUUAA
Messenger RNA from Plasmodium relictum, 2112 nucleotides. RefSeq names its product conserved Plasmodium protein, unknown function. The coding region runs from base 1 to 2112 and encodes 703 amino acids. Lineage: Eukaryota; Apicomplexa; Aconoidasida; Haemosporida; Plasmodiidae. The record is from RefSeq and is a predicted model, not a curated record. The transcript has 3 exons.